This is a messenger RNA of Bicyclus anynana (squinting bush brown), 1322 nucleotides long. RefSeq names its product cysteine and histidine-rich domain-containing protein morgana (gene mora). The record is from RefSeq and is a predicted model, not a curated record. The coding region runs from base 116 to 1177 and encodes 353 amino acids. Lineage: Eukaryota; Metazoa; Arthropoda; Insecta; Lepidoptera; Nymphalidae. The transcript has 6 exons.
AAUAGUUUCAAUUUUCAAUGCGUUGUGUUGGUGCAUUUAUCAUUUCAAAUUAUUUUUAAGAAUUAUUUAAAUAUAUAAUUAUAUAUUUUGUGAUCACAAACGUAAAAGCUAAACUAUGCCAGAAAAUAAGAACUUAGUCCAAUGUUAUAACCGCGGUUGUGGUCAGCUUUUCGAUCCUAACCACAACGAUAGAGAUGAAUGCUGCCACCACCCUGGUGCACCAGUCUUCCACGAUGCAUACAAAGGGUGGUCUUGUUGCAAUAAGAAAAGUGUGGAUUUCACAGAAUUCCUCAAUAUCAAAGGAUGUACCAUGUCAAAUCACUCUAAUGUGAAACCACCAGAACCGGAGAAGAAGGUGUUAGACAAUGAAUUGGAAAAGAAGGAAGUAAUAGAAGUUAGAGCACCUAUAGUUGGGCCCCAGCUAACUAGACCUCCGUUUGAGAGCCCAAUGACCACUAUAGAACCUCGUAUUGCAGAUGCUUUGAAAGCUAAUCUACAGAAAGCAACUCAACAAGCAGCUGCUGCCCUUGAAGAAAACAAAACAGCAGAAAUUGGAACAAUUUGUAAGAAUGGAGGAUGCAACACAUCAUAUGAGGGGCCACAGAGUAACAGUAGUAUGUGCACAUACCAUCCAGGCUGCCCAGUGUUUCACGAAGGGCUGAAGUUUUGGACCUGCUGCCAGAAAAGAACAACAGACUUUGAUACAUUCUUGAGUCAACCAGGAUGUACCACAGGCACUCAUAAAUGGUUUAAAGAAAGUACUCCAGCAGGGACUAUGAAGUGUCGCUGGGACUGGCAUCAAACGCCGGAGUAUGUGAUUGUCAGUGUGUAUGCCAAGAAAUAUGACCCAUUCGCCAGUCACAUUAAAGUAAACCCUAUUCGCCUUAACACAAAGUUGAUUUUUCAUGAAGAAGGAAAUGCAGUAUUUGAAAUAGAUCUUGAAUUAAGAGGAGUAAUUGAUGUAAGCAAAAGCAGUGCAUCUAUGACAGGUUCUAAAGUAGAAAUAAAACUAAAGAAAGGCGAGCCAGGUGCUUGGAGCAAGCUAGACUUCCCGAGACAAGCUGAGCCGAAACCUGAACCACAGAAACCUGAAGAAGACCAAUUAGAAGAUGAUUCAGUAGACUUGUCUACCGUCGAAGCCAUCCAUUCUAUGGGGAAAGUGAAUGUCACGGGUUGAUACACAAAUUGGACAUCUGUGAAAAUAUUUAUUAUAUUAUGUACUGUUCCAUGUGUUCUUUAUUACUUAGAUAUUGUUUAUUUUGUACUAGCGAACGAAAAAAGCUUCACAAGAAAACAUUCGAAUAAAGCUGCCGUUUGUAAAA